Molecule: messenger RNA, 3252 nt
Organism: Peniophora sp. CBMAI 1063
Lineage: Eukaryota; Fungi; Basidiomycota; Agaricomycetes; Russulales; Peniophoraceae
Source: the annotation of a GenBank genome assembly
AUGGACCUAUCAUCGUACAUGAAAGACUUCUCCAUCAUCCAAGGCGUCCAUAGCACAACCUUUUCUACUCCCACAUUGAAUGGCGAGUUGACCGUUCCAGAUCUAUUUGCAUUUCACGCCGCACAUAGCAGCAAACACAAACUCUUCGUCUACGCGGACGGCGACGGCGUAGGAUUCAUAGACUAUGCCACGGCAUAUCGCGGGCAAGUCGUAGCCGCCGGACUCGUCAAAGCUGCGUACGAUCUGGGCAGCAAUCUGUACACUGAUGGGACCUUGCGGCCCGUGUUUGCUAUCCUGGCAAAUGCCGACUCUAUCAGUUAUGCAACUUUCAUGCUCGGUAUUCAGCGAACGGGCGCUGUGCCGUUUCCAAUAUCGACCCGGAACUCCGCGAUUGCGAUCGCCCACUUGAUUCGUUCGACCGGGGUGCACCAGAUGUUCACAAGUAAAGAUGCCGCGAUGACUGCCCUUGGUUCGAGCGCAAAGGAUAUCCUUUCUGCGGACAACUAUCGCCUUGAGCUGCUCGACAUGCCCCAAUUUGGGAUACUAUAUGACGACGCCUCGCCAUCGCCAACUAGCUAUAGUAUCGCACCGCUCUCGCCGGAGACGCCUGCGCUCAUACUACAUUCAAGUGGCACAAGUGCUUUUCCGAAACCAAUCCCAAUAACCCACCGCACUUGGGUCUCCUUUGGCCUCGGCUACUACUACGGCGAUGUUGACGUAUGUGGCAUCCGGCUCGGCGUUCAUGGGGCGCCAAUGUUUCAUGUAAUGGGCGCCUCGCUACUUAUCUUCGCUGCCUGCACUGGCUUGGAACUCGCAGUCUUCAAGCCUUCGCACCCUCCCAUUGUGCCUAGUGCAUCGACUUUUUAUGAAGGUGUCGUUCAAUCAGGGUCAGAGUGGGUGGUCGCAGUGCCAUCUCUCAUCGAGGAAUGGUGGCAGGAUCCGACGAAAGCGACCCAGCUUGCAAGCCGUGUGAAGCGUAUUGCGUACGGCGGAUCACCUUUGAACAAGUCAGUGGGGGAUGUCAUUCACUCACAGGGCAUCGUAUUAGAUUGCUGGUACGGAACAACCGAGACUGGACCUCUCUGCUUCCUGAUGGAUUCGGCCGAUGGGCGUCCAGAGGAGUGGGAAUACUUUCGCCUUCCGAGCGCGAAACUCGCAACCUUCAAACUCAUGCCGCAGGGCGAUCAGGAGGGUCUCUUCGAACUGUUUCUCAUGGCUGGAGAGCGCUUUGGACCCAGUGUCUUCAAUGUAACCCUUGACGGAAACUCCGGAUACGCGAUCGGCGACCUUAUACAAGAGCACCCGUUGCACAAGGGUUAUUUCAAGCUUCAUGGGCGCGCGGACGAGCAGAUCAUACUGUCAACGGGAGAAAAGACCAAUCCGGUACCACUCGAGCGCAUUCUUACACAGGAUCCCAACAUACAUGUCGCGGUAUUGUUUGGACGAGGACGCUUCAUGAACGGUGCACUGGUACAGCCGGUCAAUUCCUUUGACCCCAGCGAUGCUGCGAAGGUAGCCGACUUCCGUAAUCUCGUAUGGCCGACGGUAAACGCGAUGAAUACCUAUGCACCUGCGCACUCUCGUUUGCUCAAGGAGAUGAUCCUCGUAGCAAGUCCUGAUAAGCCCCUCGAGCUCACGGCCAAAGGCAAUCCGAGGCGCAAUAUCUGUCUUGCGGCAUACGAGAAGGAGAUAGAAACCAUCUAUAGCAACGUCGAGGAGUCCUCAAAUGUCGGGCCCGAACCACCUGCGCUCUGGACCCCGGUCGAAACCUUGGACUACAUACGUGCUGUAGUCAAGACGAUCAUGGGACAGGACCUCGGAGACGGUGACGAACUGUUCUCUCUUGGGUGUGAUAGUCUGCGAGCGGCAUACAUUCGGAACAACAUCGUUCGCGCUCUUCGUGCAUCAGGUCCAACAUCCACUCUAGUCUCGCAAGUCCCUCAAAACCUCGUAUAUCGGAAUCCGUCUAUACGCGCACUCAGCGACUACGUCUUAUCCCUCGUGAGCGGUAGCGACGGUCUGUCCAAGGACAUCGAUCUUCAUCGGCACGCCGGCGCAAUGGAGAGUAUGGUGGACAAGUAUAGCGCUGGCUUCACUUCCAUGCCCCUGCCGUCCGGAGCUGGCACCUCUCCUGAAGAGGUCGUACUGAUCACUGGUACUACCGGGCGCCUUGGGUCACACCUUUUGGCACAGCUUCUCAUGGACCCCGGUGUUCAUCACGUCUAUGCUCUGAACCGUGCGUCUGUGGGAAACACCUCCUUUGACGCGAUGCUCCAGCGUAUGCGCGCCUCUUUUGAGCUAUGGGGGUUACCUUCCGCUCUGCUCUCAGAUGGGAAGGUCACGUUGCUCUUGGGUGACUAUGCGCAGGAGAACCUGGGCAUAGAGCUGUCCAUGUACGCCAAGCUGAAAGGUCAAGUUACAACGAUUAUCCACAACGCUUGGCGUGUCGACUUCAAUAUCGCGCUUUCCGGUUUCGAACCCCUCAUCAAGGGCGUGCGGCACCUCAUAGAUCUCGCGAUCGGCGCUUCUGUGGACGGAGGCGCGCGCUUCGUCUUCAUCAGCUCCAUAGCAGUUCUUCAAGGCUCCCCUCCAGAAGAUACUGCGCUGGAGGUGCCCAUCGCAGAUGCAGCGUUAGCAGCAGGCAUGGGGUACGGUGAGAGCAAGUGGGUUGCCGAGAGUGUAUUGCUGCGGGCACGCGACACGGUCGGUCUACGCGUUGCCAUCGUGCGAGUUGGACAGCUCGCUGGGGACACGGGAACGGGAGGUUGGAACAAGCAGGAGUGGGUCGGCGCGAUAGCGCGUCUAGGGCAGAUUGUCCGCGCGCUCCCGGAUGGCAAUGAGCCGGUUUCAUGGGUGCCCGUUGACGUUGCCGCAUCCGCACUCAUCGACGUCAUGCGCGCCGACGGGCUUGUCUUCCACCUCGUAGCGCCGCACCCCUCCAAUUGGCGCACCAUAUUCGGCACAUUCGCCGCCCACCUUGAAGUCCCACUCGUCGAGUAUAGAGAGUGGGCUACGCGGGUAAGCACGGCUGCGGAGACAAGUGUCGCCCAGGAUGAUGCACAGCUACUUGCGCUGGCGGACUUCUUCCGAGACGGCCGCAUUGGUGAGGAGAUGAAGAUGGACUCUGCACGUAUGUGUGAGGCCUCGCCCAUUCUUGCAGCCAUGCCGCCCCUUGGAGAGAAGGAUGCCUUGCUCUAUCUCGGCUUCUGGGAGAAGAUCGGGCAUCUACGUCCGAGGACCGAUUCCGCCUGA